Triticum urartu is the source of this 2308-nucleotide messenger RNA. It is a transcript of the gene XEG113, whose product is annotated as xyloglucanase 113. The record is from RefSeq and is a predicted model, not a curated record. Lineage: Eukaryota; Viridiplantae; Streptophyta; Magnoliopsida; Poales; Poaceae. Gene Ontology annotation, biological process: cell wall pectin biosynthetic process. Gene Ontology annotation, cellular component: Golgi apparatus. Gene Ontology annotation, molecular function: arabinosyltransferase activity.
GCGGCUGCCCCACGCGAUAUGACUGGAGCACCCGUCCCCACCGCCAGUUGACCCCCUCUGCUCCGGCGACCCCGAUCCCCCGCCCUCCUCCCCCGGGCGGCGAAAUGCCGUCGUGUUGCCCUGCCGAAUCUACCAAGCCGGCCUUCAUCGGGAUCUUCGGCGCCAUCGUCGGCGGAUUCGCCGUCUCUGCCGUUUUCUUCCUCCUUUCUUUCUCCUCUAUCACCGCCCCCGCGCUCCCCUUCCCGGUCGUCGUCACCACCACCACCAACCUCUCUGCUCUCUCCACCACCGCCCAGCCGGAGACCAUGUACAACCGCCCUAUCUGGAAACCCCCGGCUCGGGGGUCGCGGAUGCCUUCGCCGCGCGCGUUCCGCCUCACCCGCGACAUGGUGCGCGCCCGCGCCCGCGAUGGGGUCAUCGUCGUCACCUUUGGCAACUACGCCUUCAUGGACUUUAUCCUCACCUGGGUGCGCCACCUCACAGGCCUCGGGGUAGACAAUCUCCUUGUCGGCGCCAUGGACACCAAGUUACUCCGGCAACUCUACCUCACGGGCGUGCCCGUCUUCGACAUGGGCAGCAGGAUGGUCACGGAGGAUGUUGGCUGGGGGUCCCCCACCUUCCACAAGAUGGGCAGGGAGAAGGUGCUGCUCAUCAACGAGCUCCUGCCCUUCGGGUACGAACUGCUCAUGUGCGACACGGACAUGGUGUGGCUCAAGAACCCGUUGCCAUAUCUCGCCCGCUACCCCAGUGCGGAUCUCCUCACCUCCAGCGACCAGGUCAUACCCACAGUCACCGACGACAGCCUGGAGAACUGGAGGGAAGUAACUGGGGCAUAUAAUAUUGGUAUUUUCCAUUGGCGACCCACUGAACCUGCUAAAAGGCUGGCAAAAGAUUGGAAAGACCUUGUCAUAUCUGAUGAUAAGAUAUGGGACCAGAAUGCUUUUAAUGAUCUCGUACACAAAGUUUUUGGACAACCUGUUCAAGGAGAAGAUGAACUUGUCUACUCAUAUGAUGGAAAAUUGAAGCUUGGAGUCCUACCAGCAAGUAUAUUCUGCAGCGGCCAUACCUACUUUGUGCAGGGCAUGCAUCAGCAGCUUCGGCUAGAACCAUAUGCCGUGCACACUACUUUCCAGUAUGCAGGUACUGAAGGAAAGCGCCACAGAUUACGGGAGGCAAUGCAUUUCUUUGAUCAACCAUCUUAUUAUGACUCACCAGGAGGUUUCCUAUCAUUUAGGCCUAAUAUUCCCAAACGAAUGCUGUUAGAUGGUGCCCAUACCAUUGAAUCUCAUUUUGCGUUGGUCAAUUACCAGAUGAAGCAAAUAAGAACGGCAUUGGCUAUGGCUUCCUUGUUAAAGCGGACCCUGGUAAUGCCUCCAUUAUGGUGCAGGCUUGAUAGGAUGUGGUUUGGGCAUCCUGGAGUUAUGGAAGGCACAAUGACUAGACAACCUUUUCUCUGUCCAAUGGAUCAUGUAUUUGAGGUACAUGUUAUGCUGAAGGACUUGCCUGAGGAGGAAUUUGGGCCACGUAUUGAUUUCAGAGAAUAUACAUUUCUUGAGAAUCCAUCAUUGCCUAAACAGGUGAAAGAGUCGUUUCUUGAGGUGCGGCUCUGCAAUGAGCAUAGCACCAGAUGCUCCACAGCCAAUGGAUCCAAUAAACACAGAGCCCUUCUAUUGCCAAGGAAUAGCACCGAACAAAUGCUUUUGGAUGUCUUUUCAUCGUAUAAGAAUAUCAAGAUCAUACAUUUCUCGUCUAUGGUUGAUGCCUUCAGAGGUUUUGCUGAUGCGGCUGUGGAGACGCAGUUUCGGAAUCGUGUGAAGAGGUAUACAGGCAUAUGGUGUUGUGUCGAGUUCCGUGAAAUUGGGCACAUAUACUAUGACAUGUACUGGGAUGAUAAACCAGGUUGGAAGCCACACCCCCCACAGAAUAGGGAAGAGGACCAUCCACCUUGGGCCUGAAUUUUGAGGUCGGACAAUAGAUCAACCAUGAAAAGGGAUGACAUGAAGGCAAGAUAGGUCACAUAUUACUGCAGGUUCAUUUUUAACUCCAGAGCAGGCUGCUCCUAUCCGUUGGAAAAAAAUUGCUUAUUCGAAAACAUUUGACUUCCAGUUUUGUAGGCCUGUUCUGUAGAUUAAUUCACUUCUGUUCAGUCUGCCCCUUGACCUGUACUUAUCACAUAUGUCCAGAAAAGUUUUGAUAUAACGUGAGAUAACAUUUAAGGUAAUGAUUUGACUAAAAAAACAUGGCAUCAUGUUCAUAGCCCCCUCAGGCUCUUUAUACUGAAGAUAACUACAGUUGGCUGUGUUUCCCC